AUGGUCGUCCCAAGGCUCGAAAACGGCGCCGUUCGGCCACCGCCUCAGUUUCGCGGCGUCAGGAAGCGGCCGUGGGGAAGGUACGCGGCGGAGAUCCGCGAUCCGCUGAGGAAGACGAGGAAGUGGCUCGGCACCUUCGACACGGCGGAGGAGGCGGCGCUCGCCUACGACAGGGCGGCGAUGAGCCUCCGCGGCGCCAAGGCGAAGACGAACUUCAUCUACGCAGACGCCGCGCCGUUGGCGCCGCCGCCUCCGCCGGCGAGAUCGGAGUACACGGGGUACAGGAUCGACGGAGUCGGAGCGGUGGUUGCGAGCGAGCAGGAGAAGCAGAUGAGGAGCGAGAAGAAGCCGUUUCUGUUCGAUCUGAAUCUCCCGGCGCCGCUGUUCUGA
Molecule: messenger RNA, 390 nt
Organism: Striga asiatica
Lineage: Eukaryota; Viridiplantae; Streptophyta; Magnoliopsida; Lamiales; Orobanchaceae
Source: the annotation of a GenBank genome assembly